UCCCCUCUCAGGUCCUUAGGGAGAAGAGUUCCAGCUUAGCCAGGGAGGCUUUGUUCUGCUGACAGAAGAUCCGAUCGGAAAUCCGGUGGCCUCGGCCUCUGAGCUCCAGUCUCACGCGGGGUCUAGUGUAGUCUGGGACCCUCAUUAUACACCCUGCUUUUCGCUGCUUCCGGGUGCCGCGUGGAGUAGGGAGACUGUGGACCAGCACCAGUUUGGUCCUGGACCUGACUCUGCAAAGCAGCACCACUUUGAGGAAGUAACACCAACCUCACUCCUGGUCACCCAGAGGACAUAGGGCGGAGAAUUGCAAAAGGAGAGGAGGUGGGAGAAGUGAUGACGGGGAGGAAUCACUGCCCCGUCUGGUAACCUGACCUUCUAUGGCUAACUAACCACUCCCCUGCGGAGCCACAGCAGAGGGACUAUGGGAGAGGUAUGUGACCGGCGGCCUGGGCCCCAAUCAGUCCCGCCUCCCCUCCCGUUGUUGUCCCUGCUGGGGCGCAUUCCAGCAUCCUAAAGCCAUUGGCUAAGGGUAUCCAGGGGUAUCUAGGAAGGCCAGGUAAGAGGGACUUGACCUGGGCUCCAGGAAUCUCAGCCACUGUCUUGUUGUCCUGUUCUUCCACAUAAAUGUCUGGAGCAAUUUUUGGCCCUCUGGAGGGCCUAGGUGCCCUGGAUGCUGCGAGCAGCCAUCCGCUCGUGUGCCCGCUGUGCCACGCACAGUACGAGCGCCCGUGCCUGCUGGACUGUUUCCACGACUUCUGUGCUGGCUGCUUGUGUGGCCGGGCCACCGAUGGCCGCCUGACUUGUCCACUGUGCCAGCACCAGACCCUGGUGAAGGGUCCCAGUGGCCUCCCACCAGUGGACCGGCUCCUGCAGUUCCUGGUGGACAGCUCUGUGGAUGGCGCUGAGGCCGUUCACUGUGCCAACUGUGACCUGGAGUGCAGCCAGCAGGACGCAGAGACCACGUACUUCUGCAACACCUGCGGGCAGCCCCUGUGCGCGCGCUGCCGCGAAGAGACGCACCGCGCGCGCAUGUUCGCGCGCCACGACAUCGUAGCCCUGGGCCAGCGCAGCCGCGAUGUGAUCCAGAAGUGUACGCUGCAUUCGGAGCCGUACAUCAUGUUUUCCACCGACAAGAAGUCGCUGCUGUGCAUCCGCUGCUUUCGGGACAUGCAGGGGGAGAGCCGGGCCCACUGUGUGGACCUGGAGUCAGCUUAUGUGCAAGGUUGCGAGCGGCUGGAGCAGGCGGUGCUGGCAGUGAAGGCCCUGCAGACAGCCACGAAAGAGGCCAUCGCGCUGCUCCAGGCCAUGGUGGAGGAGGUGAGGCACAGUGCGGCCGAGGAGGAGGCAGCCAUCCACGCGCUCUUUGGCAGCAUGCAGGAGAGACUGGCGGAGAGGAGAGCGCUGCUGCUGCAGGCUGUGCAGAGCCAGUACGAAGAGAAGGACAAAGCCUUCAAGGAACAGCUGGCCCACCUGGCCUCCUUGCUGCCCACUCUGCAGGUUCACCUGGUCAUCUGCUCUUCCUUUCUCAGCUUGGCCAGCAAAGCUGAGUUCUUGGAUCUGGGUUAUGAGCUGAUGGAGAGACUUCAAGGCAUCGUCACGCGGCCGCAUCGCCUGAGACCGGCUCAGAGCAGCAAGAUCGCCAGCGACCACCGCGCAGAAUUCGCCCGCUGCCUGGAGCCGCUGCUGCUGCUGCUGGGGCCCCGCCGGGCUGUGUCCACCGUGGGCGGCGCCAACACGGUGGCAGCGGGCUCAAGCCCCAAGGUGCUGAAGACACCCAGCUGUCCCUCCUCAGUGGGGAAGAUGUCAGGGUCACCCGUCCAGAAACCCUCGCCACACCGGUCCAUUAGCACGAAGGUGCUCCUGGCCGAGGGCGAGGACACACCCUUCACAGAGCACUGCCGCCAUUACGAGGAUUCCUACCGGGGUCUGCAGGUGGAGGUGCAGAACCUGAAGGACCAGGUGCAGGAACUGCACCGAGACCUCACCAAGCACCACUCCCUCAUCAAGGCGGAGAUCAUGGGGGAUAUCCUGCACAGGUCCCUGCUGCUGGACACGCAGAUCGCUUCUGAAUACACCUUCAUGGAGGGAAUGAGAGCGACCUUCCAAGAGAUUUGGGAGGACUCCUACCAGCGAGUAGCCACCCAGCAGGAGAUUUAUGAAGCCCAGCUCCACGACCUUCUCCAGCUGAGGCAGGAGAAUGCCUAUCUCGCCACUGUCACCAAGCAGAUCACGCCCUACAUUCGCUCCAUCGCCAGGGUGAAGGAGCGACUGGAGCCCAGGUUCCAGGGACCUGUGGAUGAGCACAAGGAGCAUGGGCAGAACAUGUAUGAUGAGACCCCAGCCAGGGCUGAUCCAGGAUGCGCCAUUGAAAAGAGAGACAAGGCUUCUGAGCCCAAUGGAAGCAGCUGGGCCCUGAGCGGCCUCCCAGAAGGGCCCUCACUAAAGAACCAAGACCACCUCAGACCCAAGCUGGAAGCUGGAGAUGAGGGCUGGAGAGCUGGCUCGGGGCCUAAGGGGGCUUGCUACCAAGCCUGACAGCCUGGACCAGCAUGGCGGAAGGAAAGAACUAACUCCCACGCACAUAGGCAGCAAAGGAGACAUGUAAAAUCUCCCAAUGAGGGUAACUCCCGCGUGGCGUGGAGAGAGCAGCUCAGUAACCGGGUCUGAGUGAGCUGGGCCAGGCCAGGCAGUUAGCUUUCUCAGGACUGGCACACAAGCUGUGGGCAUGGCUCAGAGGUUAGGGGCACUGCUGCUCUUUCUGAGGCCCUGGAGUUCGGACCUCAGCACCCACAGGGUGCUCACAACCACCUCGAACUCCAGUCCAGGGCAUCUGACGCCCUCUUCUGGCCUCCAUGGGCACCACAUGUGUAGCACACAGACAUAUGUGCAGGUAAAAUACAUACAAAAAUAAAUCUUAAAAAAAUGUGCGGGCAGUGGUGGCACACACCUUUAAUCCCAGCACUUGGGAGGCAGAGACACAGGGAUUUCUGAGUUCAAGGCCAGCCUGGUCUACAGACUGAGUUCCAGGACAGCCAGAGCUACACAGAGAAACCCUGUCUCGAAAAACCAAAAAAAAAAAAAAAAAAAAAGUAAGCUUCAGGGCCCACAAUCUGCUCCGGGAGGCCAACGAUUCCCUUCCAUUCACAUCUUAAGAGGACAGAGCUUGACUCAGCUACACAGCAAAUUCCAGUUUUACGUAUACCACACAGACACGAUUACAGGGUGACACCCUGCACUGCUCUUGGUGCCCACAGGCGCUAAAGGAGUGGGUCCCACCUUGGGUCGCAGCUCCUCUGAGUGCUGUGUCAGGGAUCCUGCACGUCAGAGAUUUACAUUACUGCUCAUAACAGUCGCAGGAUUAGUUCUGAAGUAGCAGUGAAGGAAUUUCAUAGCUGGGUCACCACACCGGGAGGAACUGUACUAGAGGGUGACAGCGCCAGGAAGCUUGAGAGCUGCUGCGCUAAGAAAGCCAGGUAGACAACACACAGAUGAUUCCAUGCUGGACUCUCUAGAUGUGAUG
Messenger RNA from Apodemus sylvaticus (European woodmouse), 3520 nucleotides. It is a transcript of the gene Rnf207, whose product is annotated as ring finger protein 207. The record is from RefSeq and is a predicted model, not a curated record. Gene Ontology annotation, cellular component: perinuclear region of cytoplasm. NCBI's taxonomy places the organism in Eukaryota, Metazoa, Chordata, Mammalia, Rodentia, Muridae. The transcript is spliced from 17 exons. Gene Ontology annotation, molecular function: zinc ion binding; transmembrane transporter binding; Hsp70 protein binding. Bases 625 to 2535 code for a protein of 636 amino acids. Gene Ontology annotation, biological process: regulation of cardiac muscle contraction; regulation of heart looping.